Molecule: messenger RNA, 2322 nt
Organism: Rotaria sp. Silwood1
Lineage: Eukaryota; Metazoa; Rotifera; Eurotatoria; Philodinida; Philodinidae
Source: the annotation of a GenBank genome assembly
AUGCGUGGAGCAACGAAACGUAAAGCUGCCGCUCCUGUUAAACAACAAAAUCCCAACACACUCUUACAAGAACAUGUUGUUAAAAAUCUUGGUGCCAACAAUGUUCUCGUUUCUGAAUAUGAUAUUGUUCAGAAACAAAAACCGAUUUCAUUUUGGAUGCGUGAUUUGAACAUUCCUCAAUGGCUUCUAUUACUUUUAGUUUCAUUAACUAUCAUUGUUUUUACAGCCUUUAUUUUAUUCAGUACAGUUGUUACACUUAAAAAAGAAACAAAUGGAGGUGCAUGUAAAUCAAAUUCUGAUUGUCGUCAAGAUUUAGGCUUGCUAUGUAAUAAUUAUCGUUGUGGAUGUGCUUAUUCACAUUUUUGGAGUGAUUCAUAUCGAAUUUGUGAACGACGACGAAUGAUCAAUCGAACAUGUGUUAAUGAUUCUAUGUGUGAUGCACUGGGAAGUUUACAGUGUACAAACGCUACAUUUAGUGGAGGUACUCAACUUCAAUGUCAAUGCAAAUCUGGAAUGAAUUGGAAUGGAUAUGCUUGUGCUUAUCAAGGUCUAUAUAAUGCUUCAUGUGCUUCGAAUGCUAACUGCGAUAGUACACGUUAUUUAUAUUGUAAUUCUACAGUUGGAAGUUAUUGUCGUUGUAAUUCAUCAAUGUUUUGGAACGGAAAUUUAUAUUCGGGUACAUGUGAAUAUAAACGAACAGUAAAUCAAUAUUGUUAUCCAUAUCAAGAUGCUUGGUGUGAUGAUACAGGUCCUGUUGGUCAAGGUCUCAUUUGUGCUAGUUAUGCAAAUCCUUAUGGAAGUGAAUAUGGUGUUUGUCAAUGUUCAACAUAUAAAUAUUAUAAUGGUACUCCUUCAUUAGCAAAUGGUUUUUGUGUUCCGCGUCGUGUAUAUAAUGAAUCUUGUACAUCAACAUCUCAAUGUGAUUAUCGAAUUAAUUUGACAUGUUCAAAUAAUCUUUGUGUAUGUCCAUCAGGCGCAAAUUAUGAUUCUACAAUUAAUAGUAGUGGUGUUAUGGGUUAUUGUAAAACUGCAUCAGGUUAUUUAGAAAAUUGUACAGCUAUUCUUACAUGUAGCACAUCACAAAAUCUUUUUUGUGAUCUAUCAUAUUAUGGUGGAGCAAAUACAUCUGGUAUAUGUCUAUGUAAUAGCUCCUGGUCAUAUUGGGAUGGUACAACAUGUGCAAGUAAAUUAUCGAUUGGUGGUGAAUGUUCAAAUGAUACACAUUGUAUUGCAUCAGAUGGUCUUUUUUGUAGUAAUUAUACACAAUCAAUAGGUACAUGUGAUUGUGAUAAAGAUCAUUUUUGGAAUUAUACAUGUAUACUUAAACAAUGGUAUAAUACAACAUGUUCAUCAUCAUAUGUUUGUGACGAUAAUCGUGGUUUACAAUGUCAAGGUCUUGGUGGUAGUCUAUUUCAAAAAUGUGAUUGUUAUAAUACAAGUUAUAUAUGGGAUUCAUUAUAUGUUACGAAUCGAUCAUAUACAUGUAUACUUAAAUUAUCAAAUGGUCAAUCAACAUGUUAUGGUGAUCUUGAAUGUCAAGAUUUUAAUUAUUUAAAAUGUAAUAAUGGUACAUGUGAAUGUGUUUAUACAGAUUAUUGGGACGGUAGUCGUUGUCAACCUAAAAGAAAUUAUACAGAUCCAUGUUCUAAUACUACAGAAUGUCGAGAUUUUAGUCCAGUUAAUUUAAUUUGUAUAAAUGGUACAACAGUACCACCAGCAUUACAAUGUCUUUGUAAUGCGACUUCAUUUUGGGACGAUUGUUUACAACGAUGUAUUGUUUCAAAAAACCGUCAUGAAUCUUGCACAUUGGUAUCAAAUUGUUCAAGUAAUGAAUGUGAUAAAACAGCUAAUUUACAAUGUAUGAAUGAUAGUGUUACAAAUAUCACUGGAUCUGGAUGGUGUAAUUGUACUAGUUUACAAUGGUGGAAUGGAACAUAUUGUCGAGAUAAAGGCACACCAGCUUGGGGUAGUAAUACAAGUGCUAUAUGUAAUGCAACAUAUCAAUGUGCUGAUUACAAUUUAGUUUCCUGUCCACUUGGUGGUAGUUAUCCUAGUAUAAUUUCUACUUGUGAGUGUGCAACAACUAAAUAUUGGAAUGGUGUCACAUGUCUAGAUCGAGUUACGUUCAAUGAUUCUUGUACAUCAUGGCCUAACUAUCCAGUAAAUACAACCACCUGUUUAAAUGCAGCUGGUGCAGGUCUACUUUGUAGUAGUAGUACUGGUUGUACUGCAACAACUUGUACAGGUGGCACUUGCUAUUGCCCUUCUGGCACGACUUGGAAUUCAUCCUUUUCUAUAUGCGCUUCGACAUCCACUGGCUAA